AUGCGCUGCCCCUCCUGCAGCAAGCGUUUCAAGAAUGAGGGACGCUUUCUGCAACACCUGAAUCAGCCUUCUUCUCACUGUUACAAGUGGGAUGGUAACCUAGUUCGCAUCUUAAGACCAGCACAAGCUCCAAGUCCUCAAUUUCCUCUCCACAACGACACGGACCCGACCUUUGACCCGGAGUAUAUGGACCAUGGAGUUGAUGCAGACACUGGAGCGGAGUAUGGGUCUUCAGGCUCGCAGGCAGAUUACGGUGAAGAAGUGGAGUUUUAUGACGGUGCAGGCAAGACGUGGGGUGUUGGGAAGACUUUCAUGGACCAAUUCAACGAGGAUGAAUAUGCUGCAGAGAGGGAGCAAAACCAAUACUUUCCUUUCGCUAGCAAACCGGACUGGGAGAUGGCAUCGUAUAUUCUUCGGUCCGAUCUUAGCAUGGCCGAAAUCGACGAGUACCUCAAUCUUGAAUUUACCAAAACACUCCCGUUGUCAUUUCGCUCUUCGCGAGAACUCCGAGGACGUGUUGAAUUGCUCCCAGCUCCCCCUCAAUGGAAGUAUCAAAAAAUCACUACCGAGUUUCCAACGACAAAAACCCUUCAAAUAUUUUAUCGGGACGCAAUCGAGUGCUUGCAGUCACUUCUCAGUCACCCACUGUUGGCCGCCAGCUUUGAUUUCAUCCCAUGCAAGGUUUACGAGUCUGCCGAACGUGCGGUUCGAGUUUAUCAUGGUUUCAUGACAGGCGAUCAUGCUUGGAACCUUCAGAAAGACCUACCUGAAGGUGCAUCCCUCCUUGGUGUAGUCCUCUCCUCGGACAAGACCAAGGUCAGCAACAUCGCUGGCAACCGUUACGCGCAUCCACUUCUUGUUAGUCUCGCCAAUAUUGAUCCUGGAGUGCGUGCCAAAGGCUCCUUACAUGCAUAUAUCCCACUUGCUUUGCUUCCUGUUGCAAAGUUCUUGCACAGGAACAAGCGCAUGCAUGGGGUUCUCGCAGACCGUUUACUUCACCAAUGUAUCGACCUCGUUGUUGAGCCAUUGAAGCAGGCUGCCCGUCUUGGCGUUAUGAUGAGUGAUCCACGGGGUUUUAGCAGGUAUUGCUUCACCCCCCUCGUUGCUUAUGUCGCAGAUACUCCGGAGGAACUUGUAAUUGCAUGCGCCACUAUGAACUCAUCGCCUGUCACUAUGGCUACCCGUGAAGACUUUGGGGACCCAAUCCGACACCCUCCUCGUGAUGGAUCAUCAACCCUUGCCAACAUUGCAGCGAUUAUAACAUCUAUCUCACCUUCCGAUCUCAUCCCGUUCUUCGAGGCAUGCAAACGCUACAAUCUAAACGGUGUUGACUUGCCAUUCUGGAGGAAUUGGCUUACCGCAAAUCCUUCCUCCUUCCUCACUCCAGAACUACUUCACCAUCUCCAUAAAAUGUUCUGGGACCAUGAUCGUCUCUGGUGCACAACAGUGGUUGGCUCGCAGGAAAUUGAUUUUCGUUUUGCGCUCCUCCAGGUGUGCACUGGUUACCGUGCAUUCAAGGAGGGAAUCUCCGCUUUGAAGCAAGCCACCGGGCGAGACCAUCGCAACGUUCAACGAUACCUCGCUCAAGCCCCGCAUUUCACCGACAAGCAAGUGGUAGAUUUAGACCGCUGUCUUAAAGUCUUUCAUCGGUUCAAACAGUCUAUCGUUGACGCUGGUGCUCGGCGGGGGAAAGGGGGUGGGGAUAAGCCAUGGGCGAUUCCAAAGCUCGAGCUGCUGCAGGGGGUAGUGCCCAGUAUUUGUUCACACGGCGCUGUCAUGCAGUGGUCUGCAGACCCCACUGAACAUGCGCACAUCAAGGUUGUGAAGGAGCCAGCGAGGGCAGGGAACAAUCACGACUACGACGCGCAAAUGCGUGCACAGGAGGACCACGAAAGGGACGAAGACAACGAGGGUGGUCUUGUCCAGCAUUUUGUCAAGGACUACUUUGCUUGCGCGCGCGACCUCAUUAAUGGUGUUCAUCCUCAAGCUCCCCGUCCCUAUCGAACAUUCUCCACCUCAAUUAACGCUUACCAUCUCAGCUAUGACCCCACGCACACGAAAAUGACAGUGGAUAAGGCUGCUGAAAACUUCUCUCUUCCUGACCUCCGUCCCGCAGUCUCCGAUUAUCUUGACCAGGUUGAUGCGCAUGUUGAUCACUUCGCUGUUGGUGGGAGGCGCCAUGCCCACCCUGGCUGCCCCCUCCCCUUUGAACGCAUUCAACUUGAGCCCGCGCAAACGCUACAUGCUCAACCACCCUCCAGUGCCUGGCCAUACGGCCGAUAUGACUCUGUCAUCGUUAGUUCAGGCAACACGCACAAGUGGCCAAAAAGUGGACUGGAUGGACACUUUGUUGCUCACCUUCGCUUGAUUUUUCGUCCCAUCACGACACUCUCAUAUUCCGAAUCAUAUCUUGCAUAUGUUGAACGUUUGGAUGUUGUGACUCUCGACGAUUCUACGGGUAUGUAUAUUCUCAGGCGUGCUCGACGAGCGAAUAAUGACCGGAUUGGCGAUGUCAUCCCAAUAACUCAGAUUGUGGCACCCGUCCAUCUCAUCCCGCAUUUUGGUCCAAAAGCCGAUCCGCGACUGACGAUGCAAAGCAGCAUUAACCAUGCCACAGAGUUUUACCUGAAUAAAUUCUGGAAUAAGGAGCUUUUCUUUGCGCUUCAUGUGACUAGUAGAUAA
Messenger RNA from Suillus subalutaceus, 2682 nucleotides. RefSeq lists its product as uncharacterized. Lineage: Eukaryota; Fungi; Basidiomycota; Agaricomycetes; Boletales; Suillaceae. The transcript has 7 exons. The coding region runs from base 1 to 2682 and encodes 893 amino acids. The record is from RefSeq and is a predicted model, not a curated record.